CUGCGAACUGAUGUUGCAGCAGCUUUUCCUAACCUUAGUGCUGAACAAUUGACUGAAUUUAUUCCAAACAAGGAAGAGCUUAAUGUCAUCAAAAUAUACUCUCACAAAGGGGAGGCUGUCACUGUUUACAUGAAUAACAGGAACCCAAUACUGUUUGAAAUUGAGAAAGCUCUGUAUCCAACAGUGUACACUCUGUGGGUCUACCCAGAUCUUCUCCCUGCUUUUUCGACCUGGCACCCUGUGCUGCAGAAACUUGCAGGAGGAGCAGAUCUGAUGCUGCCAGGAGUUGUAGUGCCAUCUUCUGGCUUGCCUCAAGUGGAGCGGGGCACGCUCUGUGCUGUCACCCUCUUGGGAAACAGAGCUCCGGUAGCUGUUGCAGUUGCCGUGAUGUCCACUGCAGAGAUGCUGGCUGCCGGAAUGAAAGGGAGGGGCUUUGCUGUGUUGCACACUUACAUGGAUCACCUCUGGGAAUAUGGUGACAAAACUUAUCCUCCUACCUUAGCUCCCUUGGUAACAGAUUCUGCUGAAAAGGAGAGUGCUGAAGAUGAAGAAGAGGUGGAGGGGAAGGAGUCUGUCGUCGGCGUAUCCGCUGACCCACUGCAGCACGUGGAUGUCGGUGAUUUGAGCCUGCAGGAGCGAGACGGUUGUGCAAUACCCAUGGGAAAGGAGGAACUCGAUGAGAACAGAGCUGCAGAAACAGCUGAAGAUGCCAACACGGAGGUUCCGCAGGAAGUUGAAGACAGUAGGACUCCUCAAGAGCAAAUGGAUGCAUUAUUUAAUCAGUGCUUUUUUCAUGCCUUAAAAUGCAAAGUAAAGAAGUCGGAUCUCCCUCUGCUCACCAGCACGUUUCUACGCAGCCAUAUGUUCUCAUGCUGCCCUGCUGGACAACAACUGGACAUAAAGAAAUCAAGCUAUAAGAAGUUCUCCAAAUUCCUGCAGUGUAUGCAGCACCAGAAGAUCUUACAAGUGAAGGAGCUGAAUAAAGGUGUCGAGAGCAUCGUGGAAGUGGACUGGAGACAUCCAGACAUUAAAGCAUUUGCUGUACCUGAAGGAUUUUCUUCAGCCUCUGCUGGCCAAGACAGCAAGAGUGAAGACAGAGAACAAGCGUACCAUGCCCCUGAAAUCAUUCCACUUUAUGGGGUCUCGACAAAAAUGAUCCCACUGUUUCAGGAAUCUGGACAUAGGAAAGGCAGCAUCCUCUCAAGCAAUGAGGUGAGAAACAUCAUCAUUAACUAUGUGAAGGCAAACGAGUUGGUUGAUGAAACAAACAAAAACUUUGUAAAGGUGAAUGCCAUUCUGUGCGACUGCCUGCUAGAUAAAUCGGAACAAGAUGAGAUCUCCAACCUUAAAUGGGAUGACCUCUUGAGCAGGUGCCUCCAACGACUGCAGCCCUUACACCAGGUGACGUUUUUUGGCCAAGAACCUAUUGUGAGGAAAGGCAACGUCGAGCCUAUCGACAUAACCGUAGCACAGAGAUCGUCAAAUAAGAAGGUGACAAUUAUCAAGAACCUUGAGCUGUAUGGUCUAGACCCACAGUGCAUAGCCAACACUCUGCAACAGAAAGUACAAGCCAGUGCCACCAUCACCCCAGUACCAGGAGCAAAAGACAGAGUUCAGGUCCAGAUCCAAGGCAACCAAAUCCAUCAUCUGGCCAAGAUGCUGCUAGAAGAAUACCAGCUACCUCGGAAGUAUAUUCAAGGCCUGGAGAAGGCUCCGAAGCUUGGCCGGAAGAAGUAA
Molecule: messenger RNA, 1737 nt
Organism: Apaloderma vittatum (bar-tailed trogon)
Lineage: Eukaryota; Metazoa; Chordata; Aves; Trogoniformes; Trogonidae
Gene: EIF2D
Product: eukaryotic translation initiation factor 2D
Exons: 14
Coding region: 130-1737 (535 amino acids)
Biological process (GO): translational initiation; formation of translation preinitiation complex
Molecular function (GO): translation initiation factor activity
Source: RefSeq, a predicted model, not a curated record